Molecule: messenger RNA, 1973 nt
Organism: Dreissena polymorpha
Lineage: Eukaryota; Metazoa; Mollusca; Bivalvia; Myida; Dreissenidae
Exons: 11
Coding region: 182-1909 (575 amino acids)
Molecular function (GO): protein binding
Source: RefSeq, a predicted model, not a curated record
UCGAUAUGAGUAAUGGUGCACUUGCUGCGUGACGCAAAAUUAGAUAAUAUUCCUGAUUCGGCAGCCCUUCUAUGAAACCAGUGUUAUUUAAAUCGACGUGCAACACUCUUUAUUCGUAAUUCUGAACUUGUUCGCCUUAAGAAAGGACACAAUUUUAACGUAAACGAGAGCACAAUUAAUCAUGAAAUUGAACACAAACACACUUCUCCUCGUGCUCGGAAUCACGUGCCUCCAUGUCACCAUGGGUUACAAGUCAUUCAAACCCCUGUCCUAUACUCAGCUUCCGACAAGUCUAAGCAGCGUCGGCAAUGACGUUUUUGGCGGACUCGACCUUAAAGCUUCCGAGGGAGCCGCAUACGAACACGUCAACUCAAUUCUUUACGUUAUUGGAGCAACAAGUCAUCUGAUGCACGUGAUCGAUAUCAUAGACCCGGCGAACCCCGUUCGUCUGUUUAAACACAAGUUCACCCAAGGGGAGGGCGUUCCCCAGGCCAUAGACAUUUGCGGGGGCUUGAUCGCAGUGGCCCUCUCCGCACAAACAGACACAAAUGAAGGUCACGUGAGGUUCUUUAAGGCGUACACAAGGAACUCCGGUGCAACGGAUGUUGUACUCGAUGGAUAUGUGACAGUGGGUUCGCACCCAAAGGAUAUCAAGUUCUCACCCGACUGCAAUUCAGUCGUGGUUUCUAACGAAGGAUUGGCAGGAAAAGAUGAAGCCGGAGCAUACGUAGAUCCUGAAGGCUCUGUCUACAUCAUCAGAAACGAGAAUACGGGCAACCCUAGUGUCCGACUUGUCGAUUUCCUUAACUACAACGUUGGGCAACCAAAUUUCGACAUGCGGAUAAGGACACCGUCGCUUUACAUUCCGAAGAGCGUGUACAGUGGUGAUACGACUGUGGCACAGGAUCUCGAACCAGAACAAGUUACCAUCAGCAGAGACGGCCGAACCGCCUGGGUCACACUGCGAGAAAACAACGCUAUUGCCAGGAUCGAUUUACGUAUCGCAGAGAUUCCAGCCAUCGCCCCUUUGCCUAGGAAGAACUGGCAAUACAACGGUGUUGACGUUAGUGACAGGGACGGAGGUGUUCACCGACGGAUGUACACGGGUCUUCAGUCGGUGAGGCAGCCAGGAGCCAUUGCAUCGUUUGAAAUCGGAAACAAGAAAUUCCUUGCCACCGCUGACGCCGGUAACAUUAAACAGUACACAGCAGCUCAGCAUGGUUUCACAUGGUCAGAUAACGCUAUCGCAAGAACUAUUGUCGCACAGAUUGAAGGGACGGACUUAAAAGCCAAUGCUAACAAUGACGAAUAUCUUGGUCGUUUGUUGAUCAGCACAUUGGACGGCAAGAACGCCUUUACAGGCAUGUACUCGCACCUGGAGAUGUUCGGUGGGCGUGGCUUCUCCAUCUGGGAUUCAAGCAAUGCCGGGGCCCCUGUGUUCGACACCGAGGGAACGCUCGAGGAGUACAUGGAGAACUUCUACAAGCCAGUCUUCAACACCGACUAUGUUCGAGGCACUGCCAGUUACACGUCGCCUGAAAUGAACCGAGACUUUGCCUCUGAGUAUCAGGGUGCGCACGUGUCUGGCAUCGACGUAGCCAACGACAACGGCACAGUGUUGCUUGUCGCCGGCACGUGGUCCACGGGAACCUUGUUCCUGUACACUGUGGACACGAGUUCCGGUCUGCCAAUCCCGCAGUUCCAGGCUAUACACCGCUCCGGUAGCACAGACGAACCAUGGACUGACCUGUACCAGAAGCAAACCGUCGGUGAUCUCUAUAUCUCAUCCGUCGGUAUAAUCACCAGAGACAAAAGUCCCGUGAAUCGCCCACUCGUGUUCGUGACAAGCUCAGGUGCCGGGGCAGUCUCGUUGUACGAGAUAGUGGACGAGACUCCAAUUGUGCCUUGAUCUGAAUUUGAAGUUGUUAAAACUAUCCUGUCGAAUACAAAUACAAAUGUACAUCCGGAAAUUA